UUGUUAAUACUUUACCUCGGUAAAGCUGGUGUUUCGAUGAGAUAUUUGUCAGACUGGAUUUGAACACGGACAGGUAAGCAGCUCUGCAUUGAAGAAGAGCUCUGAAGAUGGACAGUGCCCAAGGUCAUAAAGCAUCUAAAACACCUGUACUGGAAAAAAAAAAUCUUCCAAAGAUGGGCCUGGAAAGUUCUCAAGCAGGCAAAGCCAAAGUGACCAAAAGUGAACAAAAAGUCCCACCAACAGAGUUAGAAAAAUUGGACUCCCUGAGAUCUAAACUGGAACAGUCGCUGGAUGAAUUCAUCAAGGCCAGGAAAGAGCUAGAGGAAAUACUCCCAGCAGAGGGCAGCAACGAACAAGGACAACUUGGUCCCAGAAGUUCUGCUGAAUUGAAAACAGAAUUAAAAAGACACAGAGAGCUGACAUCUAGAGUUGAGUCUGAUUUGAGAAGAAAAACUCCCAGGAUUCACUUACAAGGUGCAGUGAGGAAAGGUAGCUCCUAUGAUUUUCUGAAGUCCAUUAUGAGCUGAGAUAUGGAUAUGAAUCUCUACCCAACUCCAACCUUUUCACCAUUGCCUUUGUUGGUUUUUGACCAGGAAUACUUAAUAAAUGAGAUGCGUCUGGUCUGAAACAGAGACCAA
Molecule: messenger RNA, 638 nt
Organism: Thalassophryne amazonica
Lineage: Eukaryota; Metazoa; Chordata; Actinopteri; Batrachoidiformes; Batrachoididae
Gene: itgb3bp
Exons: 8
Coding region: 108-527 (139 amino acids)
Source: RefSeq, a predicted model, not a curated record